This is a messenger RNA of Lactuca saligna, 1025 nucleotides long. NCBI's taxonomy places the organism in Eukaryota, Viridiplantae, Streptophyta, Magnoliopsida, Asterales, Asteraceae. The record is from the annotation of a GenBank genome assembly.
GUUGGGUUUUUGAUUUUAAACCCGACAUUUCUCGAAUUUUCCGCACUAGAUCCGGUCCGCCCGUAUAAAAGCUGUUAUCAUAGCAUUGGUUGCCGUUAGUCCUGUACCUCUUUUCUCGUCAUUUUCAUUACAGAAAUUUCCGUCAAACGCUCUCGAAGCUUCUCUUCUUGAAGAUCAUGGCGGAAUCUGAAGCCAAUCAACCGACUGAGCCUCUGGUACCGAGGGAUGGGGGAGAAGAGCAUCUGAAGUAUCUCGAUUUUGUGCAAAGCGCGGUGAUCUAUUUCGUUGUUUGCUUUUCGACUGUUUACGAAUACGCCAAAGAGAACGCCGGUCCAUUGAAGCCCGGUGUUCAUACUGUCGAAAGCACCGUUAAAACUGUCAUCGGACCGGUUUGCGAGAGGUUUCACGACGUUCCUUAUGAGCUCCUUAAGUUCAUUGAUCUAAAGGUAGACGAGGCGUUGAAGGAGCUGAAUCGGCACGUCCCCGCGUCGAUGAAACAGGCGCCGAGCCAAGCCAAGUACGUGGCUAAUAAUUUCCCAGAGGUGGCUAGAGAUUUGGCUUUAGAGGCAUUCAAAACGGCGAGAAAGACGGCUAAUACACUGUACAUAAAAUACGAGCCGACAGCCAAGGAGCUCUACAAAAGCUACGAACCAGUAGCCGAGAAGUACGCUGUGUCAGCCUGGAGGUCAAUGCAUAAACUCCCAAUAUUCCCACAGGUGGCUCAAGUAGCCGUUCCCACAGCCGCUUUUGUGGCGGAGAAGUACAAUUAUGUUGUGUGUUUCACGGCGGAGAAAGGUUAUCUGGUGGCCCAAUAUCUACCGUUGAUUCCAAUUGAGAAAAUUGCAAAGGUAUUCCAAGAGGGUCACCAUGAGCCAACAGUCGGACAGGCUAUUCAUGUUGAUACAUGAUUAAUUAUUAAGCUAUAUGAAUAUGCUAGACCUGCUAGUGCUGUGUGCUUAGUUUUUUUUUUUUUUUUUCUCAAUCUUCCUUGUUUAUGUUCUGGAUUUAUUUUUCUUAUUUUAUGU